This is a messenger RNA of Tachysurus fulvidraco (yellow catfish), 2618 nucleotides long. It is a transcript of the gene mars2, whose product is annotated as methionyl-tRNA synthetase 2, mitochondrial. The transcript has 3 exons. Gene Ontology annotation, biological process: methionyl-tRNA aminoacylation. Gene Ontology annotation, molecular function: methionine-tRNA ligase activity; ATP binding. Lineage: Eukaryota; Metazoa; Chordata; Actinopteri; Siluriformes; Bagridae. The record is from RefSeq and is a predicted model, not a curated record. Bases 109 to 1872 code for a protein of 587 amino acids.
AGCUUGUAUGUGUAAAAUUAGCUAAUCACAGCACAGAAGGUGGGGUUUAAUUAUGUGUUUAUUUUCGCCACCCGGAAGUCCUGUAAGUGGAGAGAUUUCACGUUCACAAUGAGCUCUCAAAGUUUAAUCGUACAAAGAAACGGCAGACAAUUGCUGCGGUUGUUAAAAUACGCCUCUCGCGGAGAACAACCUGGUUUUUAUCCACCACUUCCGGUAACGAGUGUCCACACGUGCGCAGGAGACGUGAGGUCACAUUACAUCACCACUCCGAUCUUUUACGUGAACGCAUCUCCUCACGUCGGACACGUGUAUUCCGCCGUGAUAGCUGACUGUCUACACAGAUACAAGCUGCUGCAGGGGUUUAACUCCAAGUUCGCUACAGGAACUGAUGAACACGGGCUGAAGAUCCAGCAGGCGGCGAGUGCGGUGGGUAAAGAGCCGCUGCGUUUCUGCACAGAGGUAUCGGACAGAUUUCAGGAUGUGUUCAGGAGCUGCAAUAUUGCAUACACGGACUUUGUGCGGACGACGGAGGACAGACACAGACGGGCGGUGGAACAUUUCUGGGAUAAGCUGCUUGAUAAAGGCUUCAUCUAUAAAGGCACUUAUGAAGGCUGGUACUCCACACCAGAUGAGAGCUUUCUCACAGCCAACCAGGUGACUGACAGCACAGACUCCAUGGGCAGAGACAUCAAAAUCUCCACUGAGAGCGGACAUAAGGUGGAGUGGAUGAAGGAGCACAACUAUCUGUUCCGCCUCUCUGAUUUCCGAAGCAGGCUGCAGGAGUGGUUAAGGUCGAACCCUAAAGCCAUUCAGCCAGAGAAGUUUUACCAUCUUGUCCUUCAGUGGUUGGAGAGCGAGCUUCCUGAUUUAUCAGUUUCUCGACAGAGAAGCCGUCUGCAGUGGGGCAUUCCGGUUCCUGGAGAUCCUGAACAAACUAUCUACGUGUGGCUGGACGCUUUGGUGAACUAUCUGACUGUUGUGGGUUAUCCAGAGAAGCACUCACAGUGGUGGAGUGCUGUCCAUCACGUCAUAGGCAAAGAUAUUUUGAAGUUCCAUGCGAUAUAUUGGCCGGCGUUUCUCAUGGCUGCAGAAAUGCCCCUUCCUCAGGCCAUAUACGUGCACUCACAUUGGACGGUGCAGGGAAAGAAGAUGUCUAAGAGUCUUGGAAAUGUAGUAGAUCCCCUCGAGAGCGCACAAAGGUUCACAGUGGACGGCCUGAGGUACUUUCUUCUCAGGCAAGGUGUUCCAGAGACUGACUGCGACUACGACAAUGACAAGGUGGCGAAGUUGUGCAACAGCGAACUGGCCGAUUCUCUCGGCGGUCUUCUCAACCGUUGCACUGCGCUCUCUCUCAACCCGGAGCAGGUUUAUCUUCCGUUCUGCAACAUCUCCUUUCCAAAAGACUCCAGCGGAAGAGCUGUGCUAGAGGAUUACAAAAUGUUGGAGGGUAUUUCAAGGCUACCGGUUUCAGUGAAGCAGAACUUUGACAACCUGCACGUAUAUAAAGCGCUGGAAGCCAUCAGCACCUGCGUACGGCUGACCAACAGCUUCGUCCAAAGACACGCGCCGUGGAAGCUCGACUGCACCGAGUACAAGGAUAAACUCUGGCAUGACACCAUACUGCAUGUGUGUAUGGAGUGUCUGAGGAUCUACGGUGUUCUCCUACAGCCCGCUGUGCCAGUCCUGGCAGAUAAAAUCCUGUCCAGGCUGGGGGUGAGGGCUGAUCAGAGAAGCUGGGAUCAUGCACUCGAUUUCCUCUCAAAGUACGAAGGAAGACAUUGUCCUUAUGAAGGACGAGCGCUAGGUCUAGACACCGGAGUGCUUUACAGUCGUAUCGAGAGAAACAAACCGAACCAAAAAAGUAAAAAAUGACCCAACACACAAAAAGACGAGGUCCAAGUAAAGACUCAUGUCUCGUACACAAAAGUAUGUACCAUGAAAGCUGGAAGAACUCUAAGCACUGGAGAUGGACUGCAGGAAAGCUUGGUGAUGGUUGUACACAGUUAAUUUGGCUCAACUUUGAUAUCCACUGAGAGCUCAAACUGUCCUGAUUGUUAAGCAGGUAUCAUUUUCCCUAAACGUAUUCCAUCAGCCAAGAUGUGAUUAGUGUUUAAUGUGCUCUGUGAAAGCUAAUGUUCCUAAGAGGAAGAGUUUGUCAGGGUAAUCAGUUACUCCAGUUUGGAAGGAGGCUUUUGGGGAACAUCCUAACUUUGUAUCACUGGGCAUCAUAUACACUUACAGACACACACACACCCUCCCUCACUCUCACACACACACACACACUCAUUCGCUCGCACAAUUUUGAAAAUCUAAUUCGGUCUGUGUGAGUGUGUUCCCCUGGAGUUUAUAAAAGCGGUCCAACUCUGAGGAAGCUGCUUCUGUGGUACUAGUUUCGCUUUAAAGAUAAUGUGUAUUAUAAUAAUAGGUGUAGUACAGUGUGUAGGUGCAGCAGUGCACGAGUUCACUCAUGAUGCUUAUUAUUGUUAUUAUUAUGUGAUGGUUCACUUGUCAGAGUCUGGGACAAGAUGUAAAAAUUGACAUGACUUUUUUUUUAAUGAGAAUACACGAAACUGAAAAAUUGUACAAAGUAAAAUAAUUAAAAGGAAAAAACCAAGACA